This is a messenger RNA of Bradysia coprophila, 6225 nucleotides long. Its product is annotated as glucosylceramide transporter ABCA12-like. Lineage: Eukaryota; Metazoa; Arthropoda; Insecta; Diptera; Sciaridae. The record is from RefSeq and is a predicted model, not a curated record. Gene Ontology annotation, molecular function: ATP hydrolysis activity; ABC-type transporter activity; lipid carrier activity. Gene Ontology annotation, biological process: lipid transport; transmembrane transport. Gene Ontology annotation, cellular component: membrane; intracellular membrane-bounded organelle.
UGUGUGAAUUACCAUAAAAACCAAAAUAAAUUCGUCAAUUUGAAGCCUGGCAAAUUUAAAAAUGAAGAAGUACGAAGUACAAAGGAGCCUUGACAAGAGCAUAAUAAAUACAAAGCAAAUAAGGGCUCUAUUAUGGAAAGACCUUCUAGUCCGGAUACGCCAACCAUGGUUGACUCUGCUACAUUAUGUUUGGCCGUUUUUUUUAUUCACGACUCUGUAUUGUUUUGGCUUUAAAUAUGCCAGCGAGAUCGUCGAAGAUUGUCAAUUUCCCACAAGACAGCUGCCCAUUAAAUACAAAACGUUGUCAUUUUUCCAGUCGUACAUCUGUACGGUAGACAACGAAUGCUGGAAUGCAACGGAAUAUGAGGAAACAUCUAAAUUUGAAAAUGCACCAUUGACACCGAUACUGAACUUAGUGCAGACAUUUAUCAAUGAACCAUUACUAUUGGAAGCAGUGGUGAAUCUUCCACAAGACAAAAAUAUAAUCGGAGCUUUAACAAGAAUUUACACUCACAAAAAGUUCGGAGAUUUACAGCAUUAUGCCAACGCAAUUAAAGACAAGAUGCCGAUGUUUGCGGAAUUGACGGAAAGUAAAUUGGAUUUCAAAAGUUUGAUGUCAGAUGACUCAACAUUCAUCUCAGCUGGCAACAUACUAUGUGGUAGACCAUUUGAAAUAAGUACUGAACAGCCUGCAUGGGUUCAAAUUAUCUUUUCCAAAUCAAACAAAAUCAAACAAGAUGAGACUGAUUCAAUGCCAACACCUUACUGUAAGCAACUGUAUCAGAGAGUGGCAAAUUCAACUGCUGGUAAACUAACUUGGAGUCUUAUUAAGCCCGUAAUUCAGGGGAAAAUUGUUUAUGGACCGGGUAAUCCUUUAACAGAUGAAAUAAUGACAAGGGCUACCAGAAUAUUCGAAGAUGUAAUGAAGUUGCAGCAAUUCGUUGGUGCUCUCAACCAAUUAGUUAUUUUACUUCGAACCGACAACGAUUUUCAGUCGGAAAUUCAAUCGUGGCUGGACACGUUAAAAUUACCCUACAUUCGAAGGUUAAUAAGCCACUAUAUCGAUAUUGACAGUAUUGAACAUCUCAUAGAAUUUCUGAUGCUUGACGAUAAAGUUGCAGCAACCGGUCAAACGAUUGUCAAUAUGUUAGAAUGCGUUUCUACCGACCGGCUAGUGAGAGUAACAACCGAAGCAGAACUGGAGAAACGGGCCUAUGAAUUAAACGAGAAAAAAAUGCUCUACAGCAGCGUCUAUUUCAACAAUGUCAGUCGAGUUACGGAUCGAGAAUAUUCGUACAAAAUUCGUAUGGAUAUUGAUAACAUUCCAGUUACGUCGAAAACUCGGAAUCGAUUCUGCUUUCCAGGCCCAAACGCCAACUUACACAGCAGUAUCACAUAUCAUCGUGGAUUCAUUCAAUUACAGCAUUCUGUGGAUCAAGCUAUCAUUGAGACGAUUCGUCAUCAUGAAUCGCUUAGACUGAAUGAGCUACAACUAGCUGAAUUGAUAGAUCUGGCCAACUACAAAAACAGUAUGGACACUUCAGUCCAACCUGAUACUUUAGUCGAACCUGAUGAUUCAGAUGAAUCUGAUACUUCAGUCGAACCUGAUACUUUAGUCGAACCUGAUAUUUCAGUCGAACCUGAUACUUCAGUCGCACCUGAUACUUUAGUCGCACCUGACGAUUACAAUAAAGCGACGGUUGUCGUGGAAGAAACGACGACAUUACCGACACUGGUUAGUGAGUCCGAAACCGAGUCAAACAAUAAUGUAACAACAGUAUCGGAAGAAGUUGGUUCGCAUGUCAAUGAAAACGACGGCUCAAUUCAUGACGGGGAACGCAAAAUCAGGCGAAGACGUAAUGACCUAUCAUGGGAACCCGAACAACAGACGUUUCAUGUAAACCAGCUUGAUAUGUUCACCAAGCAGUUUCCAUAUCCGAAAUACAAGAAAGACGUGUAUGUGAUUGGAAUUUACAAAAUUCAAGCAAUCCAAUUGGCAUUUCUACUCGGUUUGGCCGCUCAGAUAUCAGUCUCAGUGUGGCAACGAAUUUGGACAAAGGAGAGCGGUAACAGCACGUUGAUGAGAGUAAUGGGAUUGCGUAAAUCGUCUGAGAAUUUGGCUUGGAUUAUAACGAAUAUUAUCGAGCUACUUCUGGUUUUUACGCCUUGCCUCAUUGGGAUGUAUAUUGCAGGAAUUCUAAUCGUAACGAAUUUGGCAUUCAUGUACUUCUUCUUAACUAUAUUCAUCAUUUGUUUGAUUUCUUUCUCUUACAUGAUGUCAACAUUCUUCUCAAAUGCAACCAUUGGUGCUGCGUUGAACCUUACACUAAUAUAUUUCAUGUUCCUUCCAUACAUCGUCAUGGUAGCCCAUGAGACUGAGCUCACUUUCGCUAGUAGAUUUUUUGCGAAUCUGUGCAUGCCGACUGCCUUUUCUAGUGCUUGGCGGCAUAUAAUGCUCUACGAAUUGCUGCAAAAACAUUUAUCAUUCGACAAUGCGUUCAGCGGGUCGAUAAGCGAUAACGAUCUUAAAUUCGGUCUGUUCAUGUUAAUGUUUGAUACAGUUCUGUAUUCCAUUAUCGGUUAUCUGAGCGAACGUUUCACCCACUCCGAUUUUAAAUCUUACAAAGUUCCAGUCAAAGAUAUGGAUGUCAGUAUCGGCGGAUGUAUGAGCAAUGUUACAAAGACGUUCGAUGGAAAGAAGCUGGCCGUCGAUAAUGUGUCGAUUGUAUUUCGUCGCGACCAUGUAACGUGUUUGUUGGGUCAGAAUGGUGCCGGUAAAAGUACAAUUAUAAAGUUACUGUUGGGACAGGUCAAACAAACUUCCGGUGAAAUAUAUUUGUCCAAGAACUUGGAUAGAGUAUGCGGAAUGGAAACCAAAGGGACAGUCGGCUUAUGUCAACAGAACAAUGUUAUGAUACCGAACUUAACAGCGAAAGAACAUUUGGAAUUAUAUGCCAGCAUAAAGGCACCUGAUCGUUACAAGGACGUCUUGAAGGACACGAUCGAAAGUUUAGAUUUUGGAAAGCAUCUCCAUUUUAAAUGCGAAAAUCUAUCCGGUGGAUUCAAGAGACGUCUAAAUAUUGCAAUGGCUUUCAUUGGGUCGCCAAAUCUGGUUAUUCUGGACGAACCAUGCAGUGGUGUUGACGAUAAAGCAAGAAGAAAGAUAUGGCAAUUGAUUGGUGAUCUGAGAAAAGGCCGAACAGUAGUAUUGGCAACACAUUACCUUGACGAAGCGGAACGUCUGGGCGACAAUGUGUUAUUUGUAAAAGACGGGAAGAUCAUAUCGGAAAAUAUGUCAGAGACGUUAAGGAAUCAAUUCACCAAAUCAUUCGACAUUCAAAUCAAACUUGGCACAACAGCGGAACGCCGAAAAACCAUUGAAAAGAUUCAAAAUAAUCUGGAAACACAUGCACCGAGUUUCAAUGUCACUCAUCAGAGCGACGACGACUAUCACAUCAACAUACCGUACUGCGAUGUGAACAACGGACAUAUCAAUUUCGAGCCAUUGAUUAAAUCCAUCGAAAAACAGCAUCAACUGGGAACCGUAUCCCAUUUCCGUGUCAUUAGCAAAAAUCUCGCAGAAAUGUUCAACAAUCAAACUGCUCGAUCCGAAUCGGAAAUACUCAGUUCCGAUGACGGAGAUCAUAGAGCGAUGACAAAUGGCGACGGAUCGGAUAAACUAGAGCCGCCAGCGACAAACAAUCAGUUUAAAUGUGCGAAACAUUUGUUGUGGAAGAGAUUCAUCCAUUUCAAACGAAACUAUGGCUUAAUUAUACUAAUCUUCCUUGUACCAACGAUUUUUCAAAUGAUUGCCUUGACGUGCAUGACCUAUCGACCGCCUGGCGAAUUUGAUACGGAACUCGUUUUUUCGCAGGAGCUGUACGCAAAUACAACUGAGUUUUAUGCAUACGAAAAUACGAACAAAUUCGAUAAUAAAACGAUUGCGUACUUGAAGUGCCACGAUCAAUGUGAAUAUUUCAAUUCGUCGAAGGAAGCCUUUUAUUCGAUUUUAGAGACGCACGACCACUCCAUCAACCGACGAUACGGUGGCAUCACGCUGAACGAUUCGAAGCUGGUGGUAUGGUAUAAUAAUAAAGGGUACCAUGCGCUGCCAGUCUAUUUAAACGAAAUGAAUUCGGCUCUGUUCAAAGCGGAGAUGAACAAUGAUCUGUACAAAAUAACGACAUCGAGUCAUCCGCUAAAAUUAGGGAGGAAAGAUCUAAGCUUGUCUUCAAUAUUGGAGCAAAUGGCUGAUGCUGCAUUAGCAAUCGUCCUGGUUAUAGCGUUCAGUUUUGUGGUAACUACAUCAUCCGUGUACGUUGUUACUGAACGUGUGAGCGGCGAAAAACUGCAACAACGAUUGUGCAACGUUGCAUAUCGAACAUAUUGGGGGGUGGCGUUUUUAUGGGAUUUUUCCCUCUUCUUUAUCGCAUUGUUGAUUACAAUGGGGAUAUUUAAAAUGUUCGACAUACCCAUUUACACAUCCAGAGACAAUCUUCAUGGAAUUUGUUUGUUGAUAUUUAUGUACGGACUUGCAAUGAUUCCGAUGGUACAUUUGGUGGAGAAAUUGUUUUACGAUGCGGGCAUGGCAAAUAUGUACAUGGUGUGCCUGAAUAUAGUCAUUGCGUUUUCACCGGUUAUAACUAUAACCCUUUUCGAUGUUCUAGGAGAUUCAGAAGAAUCGAGAAUGGUAAGACACUUCCUGAACAGACUGUUCUUGGUGUUCCCUCAACAUGCAUUUACGGAUGGAUUACUUGAAAUUUGUAAAAAUCAUGUCACAACUGGCAUUUUCGCGCGAAUAGACAUGUGCGUUUACAGGUCGCCAAUAGCUAGCACGUUGUUAUUGCCGCAUAUAUUGUCGUCGCUAAUUGUCGGACUGGUAUUUUUGGUUCUGAACUAUUUAAUCGAAAAUGGGCAUAUCCAGCGCCUAUGCCGUAAAAAACCGAAUGAAAAAAGCAUAUUCUUAAAUGCCGUUACAAAUGAUCAAGUGACGACAGAAGACAAAUAUGAUGUGAGGACCCGAGGCAAUAUUUUGGUGGUGGAGAAUUUGUGCAAAAAUUAUGGAAGACAUCAAGCACUUGGCAAUAUUUCCUUCAACAUUGCUGACAGUGAGUGCUUCGGAUUACUCGGUGAAAAUGGUGCAGGAAAAUCUACCAUAUUUUCGAUACUAUCGGGCGAAAUUUACCAAUCAUCUGGAUCCGUUCAACUUAUCGACAAGAAGGGAAUUUCUUACUGUCCACAAACCAAUGCUCUGGAUGGUCUGUUAACUGUUGAAGAAGUUAUUUAUUUUUAUGGACGAUUGAGGAAAACGUCGAACAUUGAACACCUGAUCACGAGUACAUUAAAAUCGUUCCAUUUGGAGCCGUACCGAAACAUCUUGGUAAAGAAUUUAAGUGGCGGAAAUCGCCGAAAGCUCAGCGUUGCAAUAGCAUGCUUCGGCGACACUCGACUCGUGCUGAUGGAUGAACCGACCAGCGAAAUCGAUCCGGUCACCAGAGCGCUGGUGUGCAAAGCAAUCAAUUCGCUUAUCGCCGCUAAGCGUUCGGUAAUACUAACAUCGCAUACGAUCAGCGAAAUCGAACAGGUGUGUCAUCGCAUCGGCGUGAUACAUGGAGGCAAAAUUAUUUCAAUUGAUACGCCGAUGGCACUGAAAGAGCGAUUCGGUCGAAGUUAUGUGGUGAAGCUGUACUAUGAUCAAAUUGAAUCGAUGACCAUCGAACAAUACGUUCAGAAGAAUCUGGAGGGUGUGGAGCAUCUGACCAUGCAAAAUAAUUGUUUGGAAUUUUGCGUUAAAGUUAGAACUGAUCAAUAUGAUAAUUCCAUUGGCCCGACCUAUGAAACUCGUAUUCUGCUCAGUGACCUUUUCGGCAAACUUUACAACUUCACCCUAGAACGAAAAAUUGCCUACACCGUGUCUGAGUGUUUGCUGGAUCAGGUGAUUCAACAGGUCCUGGAAACCGAAAGCAAACAUUGCUAUAACAAUCCAGCAUUUUCAAUAGAUGAAACCCGGUUUCUGUAAAGGACUUUCCAGAGAAAUGAUGAUAGAUGAUGUUGCUUCCGCCUACCCGCAACGCAGUGUCGUCUGUUACCAUUUAUCUGGGACACCCAAAUGCAGUCUUAUAAAACAACGGUUCGACAGAAUCAUAGGCUACAAUUGGUGUCAUUGUUUGAAGUUUUAUUUUGUGCUUAAAUAAACGUAAAUUACCAAAUUGUUACUCCAAGGUC